Messenger RNA from Betta splendens (Siamese fighting fish), 2333 nucleotides. It is a transcript of the gene pdlim2, whose product is annotated as PDZ and LIM domain 2 (mystique). The transcript is spliced from 10 exons. Bases 380 to 1474 code for a protein of 364 amino acids. Gene Ontology annotation, molecular function: muscle alpha-actinin binding; actin binding. Gene Ontology annotation, biological process: actin cytoskeleton organization; muscle structure development; heart development. Lineage: Eukaryota; Metazoa; Chordata; Actinopteri; Anabantiformes; Osphronemidae. Gene Ontology annotation, cellular component: adherens junction; Z disc; stress fiber. The record is from RefSeq and is a predicted model, not a curated record.
UCACGCCCCUUCUUCGCCGCCCGUGGCUGUCAAACCCUUUAUUUUGAUGACGGCGCGUGGGUGCGCGAGCUGCUGCUCUCAGUGACGCGACGUCGCGCGAAGCCGCAGGUGCGCUCAUUAAUGCGUGGCACCUUUGGAGGCAGAGCCGCGCUGCUCCUGCGUUGACGGGACGAACUCGUUGAGCCGCCGCGCUUCGCGUCGCAACGCAUCGCAUCGCUCUUUGGGGGAGGUCGCUGUUCCGCGUUGAGGUCAAGCGGGUCCUCGUCUGCUCGUGCGUUCGCUGUUUUGACGCGCGGACUCAACAGGUGGAGAAGACGCCUCGGCUCGCGCUCUUCUGGCUUUGGGUUUAGAGAACCGUGCCUGUUGACCUGAUCGACCAAUGGCGCUGACAGUGAACCUGAUUGGUCCCUCACCAUGGGGCUUCAGAAUAUUUGGAGGAAGGGACUUCAAGAAGGCCAUAACUGUAUCACGGGUCAGUGAGGGCAGCAAGGCAGAGGGAGCAGACCUGCAACCAGGUGACAUCAUUUUAGAAAUCAAUGGAGAAGUCACGGCCGACAUGCUGAACGUCGAGGCUCAGAACAAGAUCAAAAACUCAAAGACCCAUCUGCAUCUGCUGGUUGAAAGACCUGAACCGGGACAGACCAAUGGGAUCAACACACCUGAACAACUCACAGGACGCUUCAAGGAAGCCGUGAUAGUGAGUCGUGAUGAAAACCAGAACUACAGAGAGUACACAAUCUCUAGUCCUGUGUCACUGUCCCCUGGACCCUACUCACCAGCUCCUCCUGGCAGCCCAGAUGGGAAGAGGGACAGCCUAACACCCACCACCAACAAGAGUAUCCAGCUGCGCUCAUGGUCUCCAGAUGAGAGGAGUCACAGGCUGUCCAGACCACUGUCACAGGAGUUCUCCCCCUCAGACUACAGAAAUAACUCUGUGUCCAGCAGAACCCCAACCCCCCCAGGGCGAUACUCACCCCAUAGUCCCAUCGAUCGAGAUGCGCCCAUGUCUCCCAGGCGCAGUUUGAGCUCCGACUUUGCCAUGCAGAGGUUCGACAGGGACUCGGAGGUGUACAAGAUGAUCCAGGAGAACAAGGAGUCCCGCUCAGCGCCUCGCCAGUCCAGCACCUUCAGAAUGCUGCAAGAGGUCCUGGAGGCUGAUGAGAAAGAGGCAGCCCGGAGGUUCCCAGGGAAUCUUUCACCCAGCGCUCCCAAAGCGGCAUCUACAUCAGCAGGAGCAGUCAGCAAGUUCCACAACUGUGAGAAGUGUGGCACCGACAUUGUCACCCAGGCGGUGCGCAUCACGGACGAGCGCUUUCGCCACCCAGAGUGCUACACCUGCACAGACUGCGGCCUCAACCUCCGGAUGCGGGGUCACUUUUGGGUCGGAGACGUGAUGUACUGUGAGAAACAUGCCAAACAGAGGUACCAAGGCCCAGGCAGCUCCCCCCAGGUGGCCGUGUCCCCUCGCCAGUGAGCGUGACAGCUCCGCCUCGUUCCGGACCCGCGCCCCGUCUCACUCCGUUACGGGGCUGCACACUAUUCACCAACGCAGAGAAGAGAAUGGACUGUUCUCAUCGCAUUUAACUAUAUUCUGAUUCAUUUUCCAGCAUUUUUAUUUACCAGUGUAUGACAAAUGCAGUUUUGUUCAUAAGGCCCUGCUUCCUUGGUCUCUAACCUACAGAGAGCUCUGAUUAUACACAGAACCUGUGAACUCAAAUCCAACUCGCAUCACAUUGUCACUAGGCCAGAUUUACAUCGCACCAGCGCUUUGACGCCUCACCAGGACCGGCUCCUUCACUCUGAGGAUCGGGACAACUGCCUGAACCCUCUGCCAGCACAAGGGGACCAAAUUGUCACCUGCAUUGCAUGUCAUUUAAAAGAAACUCACUGUUGACUGACGGUGCUGUGUUUGGGUGUGGAUGGGUGCAGGCUUUCACAUGCAGAGGUGUAGUGGUUUGUGCAUGCCUUCCCUGCAGAGUGUGUGUGUGCGUGUGCGUGACAGAGGUUUAGAUACCAAGGAGUUUAUUAAUUUUCUUCAGGCAAAAAGCUGUCGAUUGUUAUUUUCUAUAUUUCAUUUGUAAUCAAAAUUUAUGAGUAGAAAUGAUAAAAGCACAUUCGCUGAUUUGUUUUGCUGUUCAAUAUACAGGUUACACACUUAAUGCAGUUUUUGAUGUUUCUGUGGUUGAACAGUGUUUCUAUAUUAUAUAACGUAUGCACAGGACAUUUAGUGUGAACACAAUUGAUAAUACUACACUUGUCCAUUUAGAGCCGUACUCAGAGAUACACUAUAUUGUUCGUUUCAUUUGGCACCUAAUAAAAUCUCACCACUUGAA